Magnolia sinica is the source of this 1139-nucleotide messenger RNA. Its product is annotated as vacuolar protein sorting-associated protein 2 homolog 3. Gene Ontology annotation, biological process: late endosome to vacuole transport; endosome transport via multivesicular body sorting pathway; protein transport. The transcript has 11 exons. Bases 204 to 842 code for a protein of 212 amino acids. NCBI's taxonomy places the organism in Eukaryota, Viridiplantae, Streptophyta, Magnoliopsida, Magnoliales, Magnoliaceae. Gene Ontology annotation, cellular component: ESCRT III complex; multivesicular body. The record is from RefSeq and is a predicted model, not a curated record.
UUCUCUCCGUCCUUCUGUUUUCAAACAAAAAGAUCAUUCCCUUUCUUUUCCACGCGCCUUUUUUUUUUUUUUUUCCCUUUGAUUCAGUUUAUUAAUUCCUUCUUCUCCUCAAUUUCGUGGAAUUUAAUUUCCUCAAAAUUCUUGGGAAUUCGAUACUUCUCUUCAAAAUCUCCGUUUCUGCAGAGAAGAUCCAACGAUCGAAGAUGAACAUCUUCGCGAAAAAGCCCACAGCAAAAGAGGCGAUUCGAUCGAGCAAGAGAGAGAUGGCAAAUGCAACGAGAGGGAUCGAGAGGGAGAUUGGAGCACUGCAGCUAGAAGAGAAAAAGCUUGUUGCUGAAAUAAAGAAGACCGCCAAAACUGGAAAUGAAGCUGCGACUAAAAUUUUGGCACGUCAACUUAUCAGGCUUAGGCAACAAAUUGCUAAUUUACAAGGUAGUCGAGCUCAGAUGCGAGGUAUAGCAACUCACACACAGGCAAUGCAUGCCAAUACUUCAGUUGCUAAUGGCAUGAAUGGUGCAAGUAAGGCGAUGGAAGCCAUGAACAAGCAAAUGGCACCUGCAAAGCAAAUGAAGGUGAUUCAAGAAUUUCAGAAGCAAUCAGCACAAAUGGAUAUGACGAGUGAGAUGAUGUCAGAAUCGCUUGACAAUGUCUUAGAUGAUGAUGAGGCCGAAGAGGAAACUGAGGAACUGACUAACCAGGUUCUAGAUGAAAUCGGUGUUGAUGUUGCAUCACAGUUGUCUUCAGCUCCCAAGGGAAGAAUUGCAGGGAAGAAGAGCGAGGAUGUUGGAAGUUCGGACGUGGAUGAGCUUGAGAAGAGGUUGGCAGCCCUUAGAAAUCCCUAAGAUGAGUUUCUUAGUAAGGUGACCAUGUGAUUUCAGUAACAACGCUCUGUUACUGUUGGAUCUCCUCAAGUUUGUAUAGAACAAUCUUUUGCAUAUCUACUUCAAUUACACAUCUCCUCUUCUGGUUUGUUUAAGGAAUGUAUGGGUUUUAUCUUUACUUUUUCAUUCUUUCAGUUUGGUCAACAUGUGUAAGAUUUUGUAGAAAUGAUUCAAAACAAUAUGAAUGUCAGGUCGUUGAUCAGUGUCUCCGAAUUGCAAAUGGGCGGUAUCAAAAGUAGUAGGAAAAGGUUUGUCUGA